AUGGACGAGGCAAUUGGUGAUGAGGUAGCUGAUCAUGUUACCGGCACACAUGUCCCUAACAAAGAUAAUGGAUUUUCACCAAUACCCGGUAGCUCCGGCUUGCUUCAAAUAAAUGAAAUGGCGCCACCUGGCGCAAAUGAUUAUCACAGUAACCCAAAACAUCAACACUCAGGAAUUUUGGACGCGAAAGACCAAGACAGGAUUGUUUCAUCCGAACAUGCCAGCACAAGUCCUCGCUGUCUGAAUAAUGCCGGGGUCAUGGUUGAGGAGCUAACUCUGAGUAAUUAUGAUGGCGAAAAGUUGACGGUAGUGGGUGCUUCUAACAACAGAGAGCGAAUGCUGACUGGGCAAAACCAGUGGCAGAAUUUAUUCCAACUUUCUGGUGGGUCCCACAAAGGAAAGGGUCAGGUGACUUCAGGUGUACGGGUCGAUGGCAGCAAUAAUAAUAUUUUUGCCGAUUUGUUAAAUGAAAAUCAGCUGCCGCAAAACUACAGUCACAAGUCUAGUGAGAAAAAUGUUUUGAGCAAUGAUGAUAAAGGUGCUUCAGGUGAACCUUCACUCCUUUCUGGAGGCUUCCGGACGAAAAUGCUAUCUAAAUCUGGGUUUUCUGAGUUUUUCACAAAGAGUUCACUGAGACAUAAAGGGGUAAUACAUAGAAGGAAAGCUGACGGAGGAUCUGGUUCUGAACGGGGUUUGAAAAAUUCUGUUGCCCCAUUAAAUUUGACCCCCAAAUCGCCCCUUCUGGCUAUUUCUAGAAGUAUCUGUGAUGGGGUAAGUUUAAGGGAAUGGCUUGAAGCAGGUGGAAAGAAGGUAAGUAAAGAUGAGAAGAUGCAUAUAUUCAGGCAGGUUCUUGAUCUUGUGGAUAUUUCGCAUUCUCGUGGCGUUCCACUUCAGAACCUGAGGCCUUCUUGCUUCAAGCUUUCUGAAUCACACCAGGUCGUGUACUUAGGAUAUUUUAAUGCAUGUGAGGGAACCAGAGAAAAUGUAAGGGAUCAAGAUAUUCAUCGAAAUGAAAAGAGGCCAAUGAAUCAGAACAUCCUCCCGUUGGACAAUCACACCGUGAAGAAGCAUAAAUCGGGUGAAAAUACAAAGUUUAUUGAGAGCUGGCCCCAGUUUCCAUCGAGGUCUGCCAUUAGAACUGCUUCUUUAAGUAUUUCUGGUGUAGAGAGAGCCCACACUCGGGAACUCAGCAGUAAUUUAGAUGAAGAGAACAAUCAUAAGGCUGAGAUUAAGAGCCUCAGAAAAUUUUUCAGCAACCCUGCUCCUAAUGCAGCACAAGUAUUACAGGGUUCAACAAGUUUUAUGUUGGAAGAGAAGUGGUAUUCGAGUCCUGAGUUGUUCAGUGAGAAAGGCUGCACCUUUGCAUCAAAUGUCUAUUGCUUGGGAGUCCUUCUAUUUGAGUUACUUGCCUCAGGUGAUUCUGGAAGAUCCCAUGUUGCUGUAAUGAAUGAUUUAAUUCAUAGGAUUCUUCCACCUAGGUUUCUUUUGGAGAACCCCAAGGAAGCUGGAUUUUGCCUUUGGUUACUUCAUCCUGAGCCUUCUUUACGCCCGUCAACCAGAGAAAUUUUGCACUCUGAAUUUAUGUGUGCAACUGAAGAAUUGAAUGGAGGCGAGAUACUGUCAUCCAUUGAUGAAGAAGAUGAGGAUUCGGAAUUGUUGUUACAUUUUCUGUCAUCAUUGAAUGAGGAAAAACAGAAGGAUGCAUCCAAUUUAGUGGAACAAAUCCUGUGCAUAGAAGCUGAUAUUCGAGAGAUUGAGAAACGGCGACAAGUGGGUCCAUCUACCAAUGGAGGGAAUGCAAGUUUAGAUGCAUCCUCAAAGAUAGCCUCUACAAAUGAUACAGAAACAAGGUUUAUGAGUAAUAUAAAGCAACUUGAAGAUGCUUACUUGUCAGUGAGAUUGGACAUUCAGCUCUCGGACAGCGGUAUCGCCACACAAAGGGAUGUAGAGCUUUUGAAAAGUCGUGAAAGCUGGUGCACUGUAGAAAAUGAAGACAGUUACAAAGCUAUAGAUCGUUUAGGAGGCUUUUAUGAUGGGUUAUGCAAAUACGCUCGCUAUAACAAAUUCAAGGUACUAGGGGUGAUAAGGAAUGGAGAAUUUAACAGCUCUGCAAAUGUGAUUUGCUCCUUGAGUUUUGACCGGGACGAAGAGUAUUUAGCUACAGGAGGGGUAUCAAAGAAGAUCAAGAUUUUUGAAUUUCGGGGUCUCUAUAAUAACUCUGUUGACAUUCAUUAUCCAGCCGUUGAGAUGUCCAAUUGGUCGAAACUAAGCUGCAUUUGCUGGAAUGGUUACAUCAGAAAUUAUCUUGCUUCAACGGAUUAUGAUGGCGUAGUCAAGUUGUGGGAUGCAUCAACUGGUGAAGCAUUUUCUCAAUUCGCGGAGCAUAAUGAAAGAGCUUGGUCUGUUGAUUUCUCUCGUGUUGAUCCCACGAAGCUAGCCAGUGGCAGUGAUGACCGUUUGGUUAAAAUUUGGAGCAUCAAUGAACGGAGCAGUUUAUGCACGAUCAGAAACAAUGCCAACAUCUGCAGUGUGCAAUUCUCCCCUUAUUCCACUCACUUGGUGUCCUUUAGCUCAGCCGAUUACAAAACAUAUUGCUUUGAUCUCCGAAAUGUGUCCAUUCCUUGGUGUGUGUUGGCCGGCCACAAAAAAGCAGUUAGCUACGUGAAAUUUUUGGAUGCUGGGACUAUCGUCUCUGCAUCUACUGAUAAUACAUUGAAGGUUUGGGAUCUAAAGAGGACUAAUACCGACUCUUUUUCGAGGGAUGCUUGCGUGUUGACUCUCAGAGGGCACACUAAUGAGAAGAACUUUGUUGGCAUGUCGGUUUCUGAUGGAUAUAUAGCAUGCGGUUCAGAGACGAAUGAGGUUUACGCCUACCACAAAUCACUUCCCAUGCCAAUUACUGCCCACAAAUUUGGAUCAAUUGAUCCCAUAACCGGUAAGGAAUCUGACGACGCCAAUGGGCAAUUCGUCUCGAGUGUUUGCUGGAGACACAAGUCGAAUAUGGUGGUUGCUGCCAAUUCAUCCGNNNGUAUCAAACUUCUUCAGUUGGUCUAA
Striga hermonthica is the source of this 3054-nucleotide messenger RNA. NCBI's taxonomy places the organism in Eukaryota, Viridiplantae, Streptophyta, Magnoliopsida, Lamiales, Orobanchaceae. The record is from the annotation of a GenBank genome assembly.